This is a messenger RNA of Raphanus sativus (radish), 1482 nucleotides long. RefSeq lists its product as uncharacterized. Bases 16 to 930 code for a protein of 304 amino acids. The transcript is spliced from 4 exons. The record is from RefSeq and is a predicted model, not a curated record. NCBI's taxonomy places the organism in Eukaryota, Viridiplantae, Streptophyta, Magnoliopsida, Brassicales, Brassicaceae.
AACACGUGGUUCAAGAUGUUUGCUCAAAGAUACCAGUGGUCCAUCGGGGUUCACGAGGACGUGAAACGGGAGUUCACCGCAAAGGCGAAGAAGCGGUUGUUGGACACCGUAGGCAACUGGAAGGAGGACUGGAUCUACAAGGGUUACAAGGACGGGCAACCCGCUGAGCUGACCAAGGAUGUCUACGAUGGUCUCAUCCGUUACUGGGAGCUGCCAUCAUCCAUUGCGAUCUCCAACGCCUGCUCCGCCUCUCGUAACACCAAAGACGAGCACGGCAACGGCCCGAUGCUUCACUGUACGGGUCAAAAACCCCAUGCCCGUGUCCGCUUGGAAAUGGCCAAAGAGACGGGACAACUCCCGUCUCUUAAAGAGCUUUACGAGAGGACCCACAAGACCAAGGCGGGGGUAUUUGUGGAUCCGAGGUCCGAGCAAAUCUACAACGAUGUCGUUGCUCGGAUUGAAGACCGCCAAACUCAGCUGACCCAGCAAUCUCCCGAUGGAAUACCGGUCGUAUUAUCCACUCAAGAAGUGGAUCAGAUUUACGAGGAGGUCGUCCCUAAGAAAAAGGGACGUACGUUGGGAAUCGGUUCCGUCAACGAUGUCCCAAGAGCGACAUCGUCUUAUGGUCAGAGACGAGCCGACGAAGUCACUGAGCUGCGUUCGGAGUUACACUCGACGCGGACUCAGUUGGCGUCGACGCAGACGGAGUUGGAGUCUACGCGCCAAUCAUUCCAAGCUCGUAUGGGUGGAGUGGAGGGGUUUCUGGAAGUUAUAUCUUCUGGAAAUCCCCAAUGGGAGGAGUUGUUGGCGGAUAUGCGACGACGGAACCCGGUUCCCGAGCCUUCUCGUACUCAGCAGCAAGAGGAGGAACUACAGAGGAGGAGUGAAGACCUCUACCGGGAAACGAUCCACCGCCCCGGCCCGACUUAGUUUUUUUUUUUCUGUGUAAUAUUAAAAUUCUAAACUUUUAUUUAUAUAAUAUUUUCGGUUUUAAUUUAUUCCAAAUUUUUAAUAUUUUCGCAUUAGUAAUUAUUUAUAUUUCUAAUAUUUUUGAAAUAAUUAUUUUCUAUAAUAUUAAAAUUUAAAUUAAAAAAAUAAAUUAGUUUUAAAAAUCGAAGCAAAUUCCUCGUUAACUCACGAGGAAUUGACGAGUAAGUGGACGUGUAAAGAACGACGAAAUCUUACGACGAAUCUACGUGUCAAAUUCUACGUUCCCUUUACGACGAAAGUUUACGUCUACAUUACGUGUAUUAUUUACGUUUACUUUACGAGUAUUAUUUACGUUUUUCUUACGAGGAUAGUUUACGUGUAUGUUACGAGGAAAUAUUACGUGUCUUUUACGUGGAACUAUAGCGUCCACUUUACGUGGAAAUCUACGUGUUCUUUACGACGAAAUAUUAACCUUCCUUUUACGACGAAAUGGGUCCCUCGUACUUUUACGACGAAAUGGCGAUUAAAUAUCCGUUACGACCAAACUUUAAC